Canariomyces notabilis is the source of this 1293-nucleotide messenger RNA. RefSeq names its product proteasome component PRE6. Gene Ontology annotation, biological process: proteasomal protein catabolic process; ubiquitin-dependent protein catabolic process. The record is from RefSeq and is a predicted model, not a curated record. Lineage: Eukaryota; Fungi; Ascomycota; Sordariomycetes; Sordariales; Chaetomiaceae. The transcript is spliced from 4 exons. Gene Ontology annotation, cellular component: proteasome core complex; nucleus; proteasome core complex, alpha-subunit complex. The coding region runs from base 92 to 901 and encodes 269 amino acids.
CCUUCGAUCACUUCUACUCCACAAACAAUUCUUCUUUCGACGGCGGAUUGUAACUUAAUAAGAUCGGAAAUACAGUCAUCACCCCGAAACCAUGGCUUCGGGAUACGAUAGAGCUCUCUCGGUUUUCAGUCCCGACGGACACGUGUUUCAGGUCGAAUAUGCUGGAGAGGCCGUCAAAAGAGGUACCUGCGCGGUGGGCGUCAAGGGCAAGGACGUCGUCGUCCUCGGCUGCGAAAAGCGGUCCGCCAUGAAGCUGCAGGACACACGCAUCACUCCGUCCAAGAUUGGCCUCAUCGACACCCACGUGUGCCUCGCCUUCGCCGGGCUCAACGCAGAUGCCCGCAUCCUGGUGGACAAGGCCAGGUUAGAAGCCCAGUCGCACCGCCUCAACCUAGAAGACCCCGUCACCAUCGAGUACAUUACCAAGUACGUCGCCGGCGUGCAGCAACGAUACACGCAAAGCGGCGGCGUCCGGCCCUUCGGUAUCAGCACCCUCAUCGUCGGCUUCGACAAGGGCAGCCAGGUGCCCAGGCUUUACCAGACGGAGCCCUCCGGCAUCUACUCUGCAUGGAAAGCAAACGCGAUCGGGCGCUCCAGCAAGACAGUGCGCGAGUUCCUGGAGCGCAACUACAAGGACGACAUGGACCGCGAAGCGACGGUGCGGCUGGCGAUCAAGUCUCUGUUGGAGGUGGUGCAGACGGGCGCCAAAAACAUUGAGAUUGCCAUCAUGGCGCCCGGCAAGCCCAUGGAGAUGCUCCCCGUCGAGGAUAUCGAGAGCUAUGUCAAGAAUAUCGAACAGGAGAAGCAGGAGGAGGCGGCCAAGAAGAAGACGGGCAGGACCCCGGGGACAGGGACGGCCACUAUACAGACCAGGACCCAUGACGAGCCUGGCGACCAUUAAAGGGGGGAACUGGCUGGCGUACUCGGGAUUGCAGAGGCGGGCCGAGGCUUUCAAGUCACCAUGAGGUAGUGUAGAUCGGUGGCGCGAGGCGUCUCCAUCGUUGCACCGCUCAGCGUGCUUGAAGCAAGACCCUCCUUUUACGUGUAAGAUUAUACCAUGAACCCGACAUGGCGAGCAAUGCACAUGACAUCUAAAUGCCCCCGGCUGUCCAUAUUUUCCUCUAGUAUCCCGCCUUCGCUAUGUAUGGGUAUCUUGUCAUUACUGUAAAUUUUGAUCGCUCUGUCCAUCCCAGCUCCGCUCCCCCCCCUCCCAACUCCCCCUCCCGUUUGAAAAAUCAGCCCAACUUAUCAGCCUCCACAUCCGGAUCAAAAAUGGUCCUCUUAGGCGCCUGC